This is a messenger RNA of Gasterosteus aculeatus aculeatus (three-spined stickleback), 6659 nucleotides long. The record is from RefSeq and is a predicted model, not a curated record. Lineage: Eukaryota; Metazoa; Chordata; Actinopteri; Perciformes; Gasterosteidae.
UGGAGCGAGUCCAGAGGGACCGCCGGUUUGUCUCACCAGCCCGACCGUACCGCAACCGACCAGUGGAUAACUCGCCGUAUAACUCUGCCUACUUGUCCCCGCCUCCUGACCCCAGCUGGAGAAGGUAUUGUCUCCCCCUUACCCGUCUGUUGCCUGUUUGUUAUUGACUUAGCUUCUCUUGGAAAACCUUUCGGAAGCCUUUGUGAUGCCUCAGAUGGUUGAAAACAACACGAUGAGACAGACACUUUGUGGUUAUGUCUGCAGGUUUAAUGAAACUCAAUGAUGUCUUCGCAGUACAUUGUAGAAUUUAAAGCGUCAUAGUGUUUGUUUACUCUCCACCUAAAGGUUUAACAGCCUCCUGUCUGCUUUCAUAACUUAAAGAAAUAGAGAUGUGGCAGAGACGUAAAGUCUCAAGUUCGGCCCUUCCCUCCAAGAGCAAGGCAUUGAACCUCCACUUAAGGACUGCUUUGUCCCUCUUGCCGUGUGACAGAAUCACUUCAGUUUCCAGUCAAAUUCCUUCUGUUCUUCUAACAAGAGAAGCCUUCCCCAUCGAAGAGAGGCUGGUCUUGGUCCUGAGCCGAGUAAAGAGUGUUUAGGUUGGGCCAUCUUUGUAAACAUGUCAUCGUUAUAUCUUUGGUUCUAGUUUUGUGUUUAUUUAACCUGGUGCUCCUCAUGCCAGCUUUCAGGUGCAGUUCUGGUAAAUGCAGCUCAGGAAGAGGAUGUUUGUCCGAACUCUUCUUCUGUGGUUUUAAUACAUGCUGAAGAAUAAAUAACUUAAUAUUCCAUAUUUCUUGAAAUUGAAAAAGACCAUGCCAAAAUUAUGUUGGACCAUUGUGUGAGAUGAGAGGUAAACAUGGCCAAAGGCAAUGAAUGCGGAAAGAAGUACCCUGAUAUAUUAAAACUAUGUUAAAAGCCUGUCAAAUAAAGACCUCCUUGCAAAAGGGUUUAUGAAAUCAGUAGAUUCUGGUUGAGGACUGUUGGUCAAAAAGUCAAGGCAUUGCAUUGGACAUUUUUUUAUAUCAGCUAAAGUAAAUUGAAUUGACAUAUUAAUUGCUAAUUUGCAACACUCAAUAAAGGUCCUUUUUUUCUUUGGACAUUGUGAGCACUCAUGAUAAUCUAUGUUGCAGGCCCUAUGCUGCCUGAGAUCAUAAAGAUCCCUGAUGAGUUAAUGAGUAGAGGCUGCAUUACCCUCAUCAGGCGACACGUCAACCUCCUUCCUUCCUUUGCUCUCUUCCUUCAUCUACCUCGUUUGCUUGCUCUUCCAGACCUCCUUUUAUUUUUGCUUUUCAAUGUUCUCGCUCGGUGGAGGAAGUAACUAUUUUUUCUUGUCGAUCAUGAAAAGGAAUUGUUCCGGAAACUUCCCUGGAGAUAAAAGCCAGUUGUUUCAUCUCCCCACCACUGCACUCAACAGGACAAACUCUGACUCGGCCCUCCACACCAGCGUGAUGAACCCUCAUAUAAGAAAUGCCUUCACCUCAGGAGGACCCAGCCUUACCACCCAGAGCAACAGACGCUCAGUGUUUCCAUAUCCCGUGCCCCCCAUUGAAGAGAAUGUGUUGGAUGAGGGGAAACUACUCAAACCAUGGGACACCAAGAAGUUGCCUCUGCUGUCAUCCCGACCCAAGUCCUGUGAAGUUCCUGGCAUCAAUAUCUUUACGUCCCUGGAGCAGCCGUCCACGCCGACUCACGGCGUCCCAUCGGGCCUCAAUACCGGUGGUUCGCUGCCUGAUCUGUCCAGUCUCCACUUCCCCUCCCCGCUGCCCACACCACUUGAUCAGGACGAGCCCUGCUACCCAGGUUCCUCCUCUCUGAGUGGGGGUGGCAGCACGGGGAACCUGGCCUCCACCCUUACUCAGUUGGGUAUUAAUGCCGCCAAUCCACAAGGAGGCAACAGCAUCUUUCACCACCACACACCAGGUCUCCUCGAGUCUUCACCGAGCACGCUCAGUAACCCCUCCCUGCAGUCAUCACUAAGCAACCCCAACAUCCAGUCAUCGCUGAGCAGCCACUCCUUCUCCAACUCUUUGAGCUCUGCAUCCUUGCACUCGUCGCUCAGUAACCCUUCGCUGCAGUCAUCUCUUGGUUCCUCCCCGUCCCUGCCGUCCUCGCUCAGCAGCCAAUCGCUUCACUCCUCCCUCAGUAACUCCUCCCUGCAGUCAGUGUCUAGCGGUAACCCUGGCUACAGCUCCAGCUCCUGCUCCUCAUACUCGCCGCUGCUCGGCACUAAGGGCCAGCCGGCACUCAGCACGUCGCCACGACGACGGGCACAGCUCUCCCCGCUCAUCCUUCCCAUGGGGGGGGAGUCACGGAGACAUCACUCCAAACAGUUCUCCCCCACCAUCUCCCCCACCCUGUCCUCCAUCACACAGGGCGUCCCUCUGGACACCAGCAAACUCCCUUUGGACCAGAGACUCCCUCCAUACCCGCUCAGUCAGUCCCACCAGCCUCUCUCUGGUCUGCAGGGCUCUCAGGCAGGGCAGCAACCCUCUCCAAUGGGGCAGCACCACCAGCAUCUGCACCGCCUCCAGCAACCGCGGGCUAAUGCUCAGCAGAAGCUUCACCUGCAGAACCUAGGCAACUCACACGACCAGCUCAUGCAGCAGCACUUUGGAUUGCAACAGAGGCCAAUGGAGCAGCAGGCAAACGGACAACUAAUAAAGCACGAGAGGCUGACAGAUCAGUGUGUGCAGAGCCCCUCUCAGUGUCAUAUCAAACAGGAAACUGAGCAACAGACAGCGCAGAACCGAGCCGGCGGCCUGCAACAGCUCCAACAGAUCAGCCACAACCUGGCCACCGACCUGUACAACGAUGCCUUGUUCAACUCUCUACUGGACGACCCUUACCUGAGUCUUCAGUUCACAGGCAGAUCCACCCAGCAGUUCUUAGCAGAUAAACAGGCAGACUGUCUGCCUCUGAGCAGCAGUGGUGACAAGAACCAGUAUCUGUCCAAUACCCAGGGACACCUGGACCUGCAGGACCCCAGGGACCAGCAGCUACUCAACAACCAGAACUAUGGUGGGGGGGGGGGCCGACACCAUGUACCCAACAUUAUCCUCACUGGAGACUCCCCCCCCGGCCUGUCUAAAGAGAUUGCCAGCGCUCUGUCUCAUGUGCCCGGCUUUGAGAUGGACCCAUUCUCCCUGGACGACCCGCUGAGGAUGGACCCUCUUUCUCUGGACAUGCUGGACGGAGACCUGAUGCUCGCUGACCCUGCUGUGGAGGAUUCCUUCCGAUCCGACCGGCUGAAGUGACCCCCCCCAUUCCUCUGGGUUGUAGUGAAAAGAAGACCAUCCUUUAGAGGUGGGGGGAACACCGAGAUCAGGAAGCCCUGUUUGGAGUUCAGAAUACAGUUCUCCUUAAACCGCCCUCGCUAUGAUUAUAGUCCAGAAUACCCAAGAGCUUCUCUUUUCGGCAUUAGCAUGUACAAGUACCUGCAUGUUCAGCAUCCAUGCUGGCCACCAUUCCGCAAGAAGACUGAGAGCAAACAGUCCAUGUUGGUCUUUGUCUGCUCCAUGAACCUAGUGCUGCGUCUUUUCCAGACAUUUGAAACUCAAGUGAGCGCUCUGAAUUCAUAACUCGGUAAAUCCUGUGUGAACCACACAGAACACUUGAGCUUUUCUUUAGGAGUUAUGAAGUCAACUAAUGUGACCAAACAUGUUCUGUCACAAAUAUAGAAAUCAAAUGAAAUAAUAUUGAGAUACUUUAAAACUGGACAAACAAGUGGAUCUUCAACCUUCAAAAGUAUGUUUUGAUUUAUAAUAUGGUAGUAAAAGUAAAUGUAUCUGUGUCAAUAGUUUUAACUUAAACUGAAGAACGGAUCACAAAAACAUUGCAUUUGUGGAAUAAAGUUAAUUUCUUUACUCUGAAGAAUCAAUAACCGUAGCUCAAGUGUUCUAUCACUAAUCACAGAUCAACAAUCUCUUAGCUGAGCUCUUUUAUACUAACAAGUGUCUUUCCAAAGAACAAAGGGGACUAUGCAUCUACUGCUGAUCUGAUCUGUAAGCAAUCAGCAGGGAGAAAUCUUUAUUUUCUGGUUCAUAACUUUGUCUUCGCCUCCUAAAGAAAAACACAAACAUCACAUUUUCCCCCAAAUAUUGAUGUAGAGAAAAGUCUGAAUCCCUUUUGUUUGAAGAUUAUACAACCUUUGAUGAGGUUGCCCUUUGACCUCUAUACGCCCCGCCCCUCUUAACCUGCAUUUGCUUCCCCUGUGUUUUCAGCCUUCUCAGGGCCCGAGCGUAGAGGCAUAUUUUUAUCUAAUGAGGAUUAAAAUUUAUAUAUUAUUAAUAUUAUUGUGGAUUUAAAGAUGUUUUAUUUUGUAACGAAAGUGAUCUGAAGUUGUGUAAAUGAUUUCUCAGAUUAGACCUUAUAUUUAAUAAAUUACAGUAUAAAUAUUUAAGAUGAAAGACAAAGAAAACAAACAUCUGUUUGAACUUGUUCUGUGACGUUUGAAUUAAAAAGAAGAGUUCAGUCCCUUUAAUUCUGAGGAAGUUGAAAGGGAGAAUGGAGAUGAUAAGGAGGUUGAGGAUGUUUUUAAUUAGGAGGAGGAGUUGUCUGAGUGCCUUCUGCAGUACUGAAGGUUUCCCAACAUGGGGGCUGGACCCUUAUUAAAGGUUGUGGGAACGUAACGUGAAUAAAUGUUUUUUCCUCAGUAAGGAUUAUAAAACAUUCCAUAAAACCUACACAGUUGAACUUCUGCAGCAAAUUUAUUAUUAAAUGGAUUUUUGAACAAUUGGAAAAUCAUAGGUUAAAUCUGAUCAGGAUUUUUUUAAAUUGGGUGAAAGCAAAACAAAUAUUGAGUCAAAAAACACAUACAAAAAUAAUAUUAAAGCAAGCUGAAUUCUGGAGGGUUCCAUUGCAUGGUCCCUAUUUUAUGGAGGGUUACAAUGCACAGUUUAGAGGGUUCUCCUGGAUGGUUCCUGUUUCAUAGAGGGUUCUUAUGGUUGGUUCUACUGCAUGGAUCCUUUUUUAUGGAGGGUUCUGCUACACAGAGGACUGACAUUUUUAGGAAACUCAGUGUAUAUGAUGCCUGUGAGAUUAGAGAUCAGAAGUCAUAAAUAAAUCCGUCAAGUGCCUGACUGUUGGAGGACUAUACAGUGUCAGAGUGAUGAUGAGGAUGACGAAGAUGAUGGUAGGGUGACAAUCAGAACACAAAGUGGAAUGUAGUCUGGCUGUGGACAGCUUUUGUCCUUCUGGCGGCUUUUAGCCUCCGUAUCUUUGGUUUCUUGAUGUCUUCCAGAACAAAUAAACAUUUGUUCUUGUUUCUCUGGAGUUUUGCUUCUUUGAAUGUUUGUGGUAUUUGGACAGACAGAAGUCAAUUGUUUCUUUUAUGUACUCUGAAACCACAAAUCAAUCAUGUCUACUGAGAGACAAAUGCUCCACCAUAACAGAUUGAGAGAUCAUACCCAGUAAUUGUAUUUUGUGUUAAAUCAACUUUUUCUGUUCCUCUUUUUCAAAUCUUAUGGUAUGUUCCCACUAAAAGAGAAUUUCUUGCCAAAGUUUAGGGUUGGGGGUUACAAAUAUCUCAAAAGAAUUCUGACGGGAAUUUUUCGCUUUGCUUCGUUUGCAUCCUUCGCUUCAUUCACUGCGCCCGUUGAAACAUUCCCUUUGUUCUCAACCAUUUUUGUCUGUGCAUUGACUUUGCGUAGAAUCUACUUGAGAAAUUUGGCCAACGCUGUCUUGCGAAAGCCAACCACCUUUGAGAUAUUGCACGUCAUCACUGCUGUCCUGCUACCAAAGCAUGAAUACAUUUUAUGACUGCUACUCACCGGAGACAGAAAGGCGUUCCGCAGCUGAGACUGAACGCCUGUAGUUGGUGUCCAAAUGAGAGAUCCUGGCACCGGUCCGACGAACAGGUCAUCAAACCGGCUGCUGGUUAGUGGCAGUCGAAUAGCUGCACUUCCUAGAGGAGUCUGUGAAAUUUACACAACAAGUAGAGAGCAGAAAUAGUGCUUAUUUGCAUGUUGGAUAGCGGAAAUUCUAACUGUCUUUAUGGGGACAUCCCAGAGACAAGCCACGCCCCCUUUCCGGCGCCAAUGAAGGGGACGCCAAUAAAGCAAAUUGACUAAUAGUAGUCGGGCGAGUAAAGUGUUGCGAAAAAUCGCUUUGUUUUUGCUGUGAACGCACCAUUAGAAAUAAGUUACAGAUCAGAUACAACUUUUAAAGACAUUUUUUAGUUAGAGGUCAAACAAUCAGUCGACUUGUUCAGAAACCUGUGUGUGUUUGUGGGGGUGAGAGAGAACACGACAUCUUACUGUUAUGCAAUGAACCUAUAAUGUUAAGAUGCAGUUCUAAGGUCUGCUAGUAGAGGAAGCUGUUGACCAGUGUGUUAGUUUUGUGUGCGUGUGUACACAAUAGAGAUUCAGUUAAAGGCCAUAUUUUAUAUAUUUUUUAUUGAUGUAUGAAAUAAUUGCUCUCAUAUUAUUAUGUUAUUGUUUUUUAUAUGGGCUCCGGAGAGUAAAAUGAGUGUUGUGCUUCUUCUGCUUUUUUAUUUGAAUAAUAAAUGGGCUUUUUGAGAUCUUUAUUUGAACGUUGUAACAAAUAACCAAUGUUAAGUAUGUUGUAAAUAGGAAUAUGUUUUCAAACCAGGCGUGCCUCUCAAUUUUAAAAAGAGUGUACCUUCACACAAUAUUUUACGGAAAAUAAACAAAUGAAACCUGGAA